AUGGUUGGGAUGGGAGGUGUAGGCAAGGUGACACCCGCUCAACUUGUCUAUAAUGAUAAUAGAGUUGAAAAUCAUUUUGCUGUUAAAGCAUGGCUGGCCUGCCAGGAAGUAAAAAUUGCUGUCACAACUGGCAAUCAAAGUGUUUCAUUAAUGGUGAAGACUGGUGUGGAGUAUCUUUUGCAAAAGUUGUCAAACUAUCAUUUUUUGUAUAUAUUUGCUCAUCACUCUUUGGGAACAAAUGAUAUUGGCGUGCAUGAUCAAGAAUUAAAAGAAAUUGGUGAGAAGAUAGUUAAAAGGUGUGACGGAUUGCCUCUGGUGGCUAAAGUUCUUGGUGGCCUGUGGGGCGGCAAAUAUGACAUCAAUGACUGGAGGGACGCGCUAAAUAGUAAGAUAUGGAAUUUAUCAAAAGAGGAAUGUGAAGUUAUGUCUGCUCUUAAAGUAAG
Molecule: messenger RNA, 443 nt
Organism: Pistacia vera
Lineage: Eukaryota; Viridiplantae; Streptophyta; Magnoliopsida; Sapindales; Anacardiaceae
Product: putative disease resistance protein RGA3
Exons: 2
Biological process (GO): defense response to other organism
Molecular function (GO): ADP binding
Source: RefSeq, a predicted model, not a curated record